Molecule: messenger RNA, 5072 nt
Organism: Acanthaster planci (crown-of-thorns starfish)
Lineage: Eukaryota; Metazoa; Echinodermata; Asteroidea; Valvatida; Acanthasteridae
Product: Fanconi anemia group B protein-like
Biological process (GO): negative regulation of double-strand break repair via homologous recombination; positive regulation of double-strand break repair via homologous recombination; replication-born double-strand break repair via sister chromatid exchange
Cellular component (GO): Fanconi anaemia nuclear complex
Source: RefSeq, a predicted model, not a curated record
CACAAGACAGUUGCCGGGAAUUUUGGAAAGCAGCAAGCGAACUGUACUGUUUGCUUUCAUCUGUCAACUUCAACUGCUUUGUUGUGUAUUUUUGAUCGCACACGACAUGCUUAUGCACCGUUGGUAGUUCCAGCAAUAUGUCACGCCAUUUUUAUACUUCAGUUCGUGGCCACGUCGUAAAAAUUUCAUUGCUUCCGGGUUCCAAGCUUGAUUCUUGUCUGCUUCAUAAUGGCAGUGUAGGUGACAACGGCGGAAACGCGAUUGAAGCGGAAAGGAUGGAAAGUUUCGCUCAUGUCAAACCGACGCUAUUGGCGGAAAGUUUUCAGUUUUCGACGGAGAGUGGUAAAUUCGAACCACGCGGCGAAAAAGUGACUCUAGAAUUGGGCAAUGGUUCAGACAUGAGACUCCAUGCAAUAGCCCGAAUUACCGAUAGUCGGACGGGCUUGAACUCUCCAUGCAUUGUUAUUGAGCAACGAGUAAGGCAAAAACGUGACAUGCUUGUUUCUGCUGCUGGGGAUAGGACUGUAAUCUCAGAGAGGUAUAAAUUGUCAGUUGUUUUGCUGUCAGUAAGCAAAAAGAAGUUUGUUCUUUGUUGCCAUUUCCAUUUGGCCUACUCUCUGAAGUCAACCAAAUUGUUUCUUCAAGAUGGACCAACAGUUUGCUGGGAGCACCAAGGAAGUGUUUACUUCACACAAUCCUUUGGACCAUUAAACCACACAGAACUCGAUGUUGUGAAGUUAGAUGGAGGCUGCUGGAAACCCACAAAUUCUUUGAAAUGGUUUGGUUUUAUAAAUGGGGAUGCAGUUGCCAUGGGAACAAAAAGAUCCCCUACUCAUGAAUAUUCACAUGGAGAAAUGGUGUUUGACUUGGGCUACAGAUGGACAGUUGUGAAGCUAAAUAACUCAUGCUCAGGAGUGUCAAGUACACCAACAGCACAUGAGCUUUUAGAAAUACCUCAUGAAUAUUCAAAUAUUGCCCAUUGUGUCCAAGUUUUCCAGAGCAGCACCACCCAAUCAGGAAAAGUUCUGGUUCUGGUAGCCACUGGUCAGUCUCAACUUGUUGAGAUUUGUGGAGGGUUUGUCAGGCGGGCUUGCAGCCUCACAUUCAGUGAUGCCAGUGGGAUUGUCAUUGCCUUGGUAGCAGGAGAAGAACUGAUUGUGGUGAAUUCCACUAGUGGUGGAGUCUGUGCUGUAUGGAAGAAAACUUUUGAGGUUGCCAGAGAAUGGACUGGCUUCCAUACCAUUCUUGUGGAUGAUUUUCUCCUCUCUGGAUCGGAACAGCUUUUGCUGUUAGGAGAAGGCACAGAUGCCCUUCAAAAGAGUUUCCACCUCACUGACCUUGGAAUGUGCAACUGGUCAUCCAAGGAAAAUGGACUCAUCGCCUCAGGUGAAGUCUUGUGUGCAGACAGCCUUCAGUCAGCAGUACAGGCACUAGAAACCCAAGUUCAGGCAGGUAUGGCAGCACUGAGGUCGUUAGAAUCACAGUGCCAUCUCAAGGCACAACUCAUCAAGCAAUCCCAGCAUGCUUUGUACAAGAUGGCUGAACCGAUGCCACCACUACCAUCACCCAGUACUUCACUGUCGUGCUUGUGUGACCUCUCGGGUGAAGACAUUGCAGAAGGUGAGGGGAAAAGGAAUGGAAAAAUGGAUGAUGACUCAACACCAAAAUGUCUGUCUGCUUGGCAUCGUAUUUUGGAUAAUCAGUGGAUCAUUGGCAUCGAGUUGCUCAACAAGUCUGACAGGCCUAUUUGCAAUGUGUGCAUUUCACUGAUCCCUGCCAGUGCUACUCAAGCUAGUCUCAACUCAAGCACAUCCACUUGCAGCUUCAAAUCAGUAGUCUCAGUUGCAGGCACAACCUCACUGCCUGGGGUUGGCAUAGGAACGAUGACAGAAUAUGGAGAACCACUGGAAAAGAGGAUAAAGCUGGGCCAGAACAUGAAGACAGCUUUUCUGGAGCCUGGACAAAAGACCACAGUAGUUGGUGUAAUGGGUAUUCCUGAGUUUGUCUCCAAACCAGUCGCAGCAUGUACUGUGAUGCUGCACUGGAGAGAACUUUGCACUGGCAACAGAAGUAAUGUCAUCAUCACAGCUGAUGAAACUGAGGCGGGGCUUUCUUUUGACAAAGAUCAGUUUGUUGAUAGACGGCGGCUGUGUGGUGGUGCGUGCUUGCAUGCUUCUGAUGUGGCAACUGGCAAAAUACUGCUAAACCCGUUGGACAUGUUGGAUCCCACAAAAUCAGAAGGAGAGUAUCUGCGUGAUAUGCAAGCUCUUGACGUCCUCCAACUGGCCACACCCCUCCUGCUGAUAUCCAAGCACAGCAACCUGCAGUGUGUGGAGGGCGCCCUGAAGAGCUCCUUAGGGUUCCAGAGUUUGCCAAGGCAGGGUGGAAUGAUAGCUUCUUCUGGAUCUCUCUGCAUGACAAGAUUAAAAAAUGUGUCCCUAGAGGGACCAAAGAAGAUGAAAUUGACAGUAUGGAGUAGGAAUCAAACAGACCUCCUCCUUUUCUGCCAGCACCUGUAUCAGCAAAUUCCCGAUGACAUCAUCAUCAAACCCCUCCCACCAACCAAUCAGAUCUGGUCUGCCAUGGAAACUUCCCUGACUGCCAUUGACAAGGAAUUGCAGUGCACAUCCAGAAGUCUGCAGCAGUUGCUAGUCACUGCUUCCUCAUCCAUGUUGCAGGGCCAUAACUCCCAAGCUGUGAUUGGGGAUAGCAGCAGUGCAGGGCCUUCUGGUGGGGACAAACUGAAACAGGUCAGAGGGGAUUUUGAGAGCGAAAGGAGAAAAUGGUGUAAUUCCGAUUUACAUCUUGAAGCCUGUGCUUCUGACAGGGCGUGCAUGCUAAGACAAGAGUUAUUGAACUUACAGAUAGAAACUGAUGCAGAUGCUAAUAGGCUGGCUCGUCUUUUCUCGGUUUCAAGUUGAGUCUUUUCAGUUAGAUUUUGUGGUUGCCUUGGUGUGUCUUAGGGUUGAGAAGAGGAACAUGGGCCAACCUUUCAACCCAGAAUGAAGAAAUCUGUCCCGUUCUUGUUAACAAAAUAUCCUCAGAGGGUUUCAGCUGCUGUUUGAAUGGCCUCAUUUCAUUGAGCUGAUGACAUGUUACAGCCAUCAGCAGUUGCUAGCAAUAUUCUCCAUCAGCCAUACAGAAACUUUGUAAUCUUGAAAUACGGAAGUGCAAGACAGUUUGAAUUUGAAAAUUGUGCACAAAAAUAUGGCCAAUGACUGAAUGAUAGGCUAGUAAUUCUCACCAACAGGUGUAUGCCAAAUUUCUCAGGCCAAGUCACUUUUCCAAAAUCAUUGAAUUCCCUUUCCUUCAGGUUAGUGGUAACAAUUUUGGAAACAAAAUUCAAUGAAUUCUUUUCCUGCAAAUAUUUCAUGACUAAAACCAAUGAUAGAUGCUUUAUUAGUCUUUAGAAUGUUUAGAUUUUGUAUGUUUUUUUUGUACCAGUUAUUUUGCACUGUUUUAUCAAUGAUGUAUUCCUUUGAAUUUAUUUUGUUUGCUUUAUGAAUUUGUGGAAUUCAUUUGAGAGUUGUCAACGUUUGUACAUGUACUGAAAUGUGCUACCAGUUUCUGUCAGAACUUUCAGAACCAGAAAUUCAUUUAACAAAAGAGAAAAGGACAUCUCUGCUUGAGCAGAAUUUCUGCAAGAAAAAUAGUCAACCAAAAUUUGAUGGAGCUCUUAGAAUGAAUGUUCUUCCCAAAAGGCUAUAUUGUUUUGUAAAUUUGAAGAUGCACAAGACGUUCCACCUGUAAGAUUUCAAUGACAGUUUCAGACAAUUGUCAAAGGGGAGGGGGCUCAGUAAAAAUGUAGCCGUGUCACAGACAGUUGUGACAUGCCCUUUUGCCAUUCCAAAGAAGUCUCUUGAUAAAUAUGCACUUAAUAUUUUGUCAAUUAUUGCAGUUGUGUUUCUUUUUGUUUUCUUUCUAUGUCUUUCACAUUUUGUUAGUUUUCAAUUUAUGUUUUUCUUUUAUUUUGAGAGAACAAGUUUCCCAACAUCAUCAAGAACAUGAAUGGAAGUACUUUUAUUAACCUCUCACCUGACCAUGUUUAAAGUCGUGUGUCACUUUAAAACCAAGUGACAUGUGAAAAAAAAAUACAGCUCUUAGAAUUUCAGUAAAUAAAUUUCAGUAACAUCAGGAAACGUUGAUAUUAAUGGCUACAAAAAUAACACACAGCAUACCCUGGAAGAAACUAAAAAAAUAAUUUAAAUAAUUCCAUUUGUGUAAUUCCAACAAUUUCAAAAUAUAUGGUCUGGAUGGUUGGUAAUUCAGGAUUGUUUCUGUAAGGCUACAAACCAACAGCACGCAUGAUUAAUUCUCCUAUCAUGUAGUGUAUUCUGGUGACAGAAGUUACCAAGCUUUUUGCGUCACCUGCACAGAUUUCGUAUAUCAAACAUGGCAUUCAUCUCCAUGUCAAAUAAGAUCAAAUAACCUUGAUAUUAUACAGUGAAAACAGAAACAGAAACUGAAGAAAAAAUAAAAGAUAACAUAACUAAAUGCAAAUGUAGAACUGAAAUAGGCAUAUGUAUUGAUGAUGUCACACUUUACUUACAUGUGCUCUUUCCUCUGGGAGCCAGGCAAGCUGAGGGAGGCAGGCUAGCCGGGGGAUUCCAAGGUCCAUUAAAAAAACAUACAUGUAAACAAAAGAUUGACACCAUCAACACAUAGGCCUAUUGUACAUCAUUUACGGUACAGCUUUUUCAGACAAAAAGUAUGUACUGUUAAAUUAUCUCCAUCAAGCAAAAUUCUCAAUCACCCUAUACCUAAAUUCAAACUGGAUACAUCCUUGCAUUUGGGCUUUUCUUGUUUACCCUCACAAAUUACAAUUUAAAUGGAAUGGACUCGACUGUUCCCUUAGUGAACGCAUUAUACACCAGAACACACGUAUGCAUGUUCAUUUUUUUGUCAAAGAUUCCUCUCAAGAAUUAAGAACUUGAUGAAUAUUUUUACCAUACACAGUGUAUUGAUAUCAAUUCACUGGGAUGAUCACAGAUGUGACAAUGCUUAAUUGACUAAAUCCAGUUAACACUGCUGAAUAAUAGGUAUGAUAUCUCUAAAUUUAAUUUGGGAAAACA